Molecule: messenger RNA, 1385 nt
Organism: Orbicella faveolata
Lineage: Eukaryota; Metazoa; Cnidaria; Anthozoa; Scleractinia; Merulinidae
Product: protein arginine N-methyltransferase 3-like
Biological process (GO): peptidyl-arginine methylation, to asymmetrical-dimethyl arginine; chromatin remodeling
Cellular component (GO): nucleus
Molecular function (GO): histone methyltransferase activity; protein-arginine N-methyltransferase activity
Source: RefSeq, a predicted model, not a curated record
AUGUUGGAUUAUCCAGCCAAUGCAUUCCUGGAAGAGACUGGUUAUACCUGUGCAUUAAUACCACAGGACUCCAUCAUUAGGACUUUCGAAUGCACACCGUGCAGCUAUGGCACUUACAAGACCGAAGAAGGAUGCACUCCAUGCCCUCCCGUGGGGUUCUGUCAGGACUCUUUGGCCCAAAAAGAAAUCAUCUCUUAUGGAACAGGUUGCAAAACAUGCCCUCCGGGAACUCACGUGGAUCCUUCAAGAGCCCCUGGAAAAGCGGAGUCAGACUGUUUGGCGUGUCCAAAAGGACGCUUUUUUGAAGUAGCCUUAACUCACAGCAGGUGCUCUUGUAAUUCAUUCAGAUCCAAGCCAGUCUGUGCAACGUGUGAUGACGUUGACGAUGAUCCUUACUUCAGCUCAUAUGCGCAUUUUGGAAUUCACGAAGAGAUGCUGAAGGAUACCACAAGAACAGAAAGCUACAGGAAUUUUAUACUCAAGAACCCGGCGAUUUUCAAAGAUAAGGUUGUUUUAGAUGUUGGAUGUGGAACUGGUAUACUGUCCAUGUUCGCAGCUAAGGCUGGAGCGAGUCAUGUGAUCGGUAUUGACCAAUCAGAGAUAAUCUACCAAGCCAUGGAUAUUAUUAGGGAAAAUGGACUGGAAAAUGUUAUCACAUUGAUAAAAGGAAAAGCAGAGGAAGUCACGUUACCAGUUGACAAGGUAGAUGUUAUUAUAUCAGAGUGGAUGGGCUACUUUCUUCUGUUUGAGUCAAUGCUAGACACAGUGUUGUUCGCGAGAGACAAAUGGCUGAAAUCAGCAGGCUGAGUUUACCCAGAUCGAUGUACAUUAUGCCUCGCAGCUUUAGGAAAUAGUCAAAAAGUACAACAGAAACUCAGCUUUUGGGAUGACGUUUACGGCUUUAAAAUGAGCUGCAUGAAAAAAUCUGUUUGUACAGAACCGUCUGUGGAGAUUGUCGACCCGAAAGACGAGAUUUCUUCACGAUGUACCGUCAAGGAUUUGGAUGUUAAUAACUGCGAGCAAGCUCAUCUGCAGUUCAAAUCACCUUUCAGUGUUGAAAUAACGAAAGAGAGUCUGUGCUCAGUAAGUAAGCUCAGGUUUUGCUUUUUACAUUUUAAGACAGCCCCUUGAAAAGAUUUACUACAUUUCUUGUGUUCUUCUACAAGUAACUCACCAUAACGGUGUUAGAAGAUGAAACAUGUUCAAUCGACAGUUUACUUUAUUCUUUGUUGAUUAAUUGAACGCUCAGCCUUAGUUGUUACCAAUAGAUAGCAGUUGUUUAUUAACUUGAUUUAGUGUUUUAAUAUAUUAACGAAGAUAAAGACAGUCGUUCAGGAGCUUCACCAUUAAGUACUUGGUCUUAUUCGGAACCUGUUGUCAAUGUU